This is a messenger RNA of Striga hermonthica, 1179 nucleotides long. NCBI's taxonomy places the organism in Eukaryota, Viridiplantae, Streptophyta, Magnoliopsida, Lamiales, Orobanchaceae. The record is from the annotation of a GenBank genome assembly.
AUGAAAAAUAGCCAAUUCGACUCACUAACAUCCAUCCUUCAUCUUCCCGAUGAUUGCUUGCAUUUUAUAUUUCAAAGGCUCGACUCGAGUUCUGAUCGUGAGUCGUUCGGACUGACUUGCCACCGGUGGCUUCAUAUUCAAAACUCGAGUCGCCGGUCUCUGCAGUUAUGUUGCUCACUCUCCCAUUUUACCCCCAUCUCACUCUCUCAGUCUUCGACCAAAAUAAACUCCUUUCAUCUGUACAAAUUGCUCAACCGCUUCACGCAGCUCGAGUCAUUAUCCCUAUCCGGGUGCACCGAGCUCUCUGAUUCGGGUUUUUCGGAGUUAGCCCAUGUCUGGCCAAAACUUCUGCGAAGCUUGAAUCUCGAUUGUUGUUUUAACAUCAGGGAUCACGGGCUUUCGUACAUGGCUAGUGACUGCCCUGGAUUAGUUAUCAUUAGCCUGUACCGAUGUAAUAUCACUAAUGCUGGGCUACAAACCCUAUCGAGAUCUUGCUUGGCUCUAAAAGAUGUGAAUCUCUCGUAUUGUGGGUUUAUUUCCGAUCCCGGAAUAAGAUCACUUUCUCAAAACUGCCGUCAUUUACGAGCCAUCAGCAUAUCUCACUGUAGGAACGUAAAAGGCACGGGUCUUCAAGGCUGUCCAAACUCUCUCGAGUAUUUGGAGGCCGAUUCGUGCAGCAGGCUCAGCCCGGGAGGAAUAUCAGCUGCCAUUAGCGGAGGUGGGCUCAAAUAUCUCAACCUAUCCAACCUUUUCUGGUUCGGGAGUGCGUUCGGUAUGCCAGGUGGCGACACUCGGUGCAUCUCGAACUUGAGAGUUGUGAAUUUUCGGCUGUGCAGAACUAUUGGGGAUGAUAUCAUAGCAAGAAUCGCUGAGGGUUGCCCGUUACUUGAGGAGUGGAACUUGGCAUUGUGUCACGGAGUUAAAGUUUCAGGUUGGGAGUCGAUCGGUGCCAGCUGUCGUAAACUGGAGAGACUUCACGUGAAUCGAUGCCAGAAUUUGUGUGAUCGAGGGCAUCAGGCACUGAGGAAUGGGUGCCCGGGACUUCGAAAGCUUUAUUUGGGCUCGUGCCGGCAGCUUAGUUUGAGAGCCGUCGUGAUGUUCAAGUGUUUGAGAGGUGAUGUGGAUAUAAUAGACGAUGAGAUAAUGUGCAUUGCGCCCGACUGGGCGUUUCGGUUAUAG